CGUUACGACAGUCUAGUCUCAAAGCUAUAGACGACGGGAUACGCAAAAAUAAUAACAAGUUGCGCGUGGAGAGUUACAAACAAACAUACUUACAAACUUACUUAAAAACAUACAUACAGAUGAAACUAAUAUAAGCGUGUUAAUAAUCAGGAUUUUACGUCGAAAAAAUUCGAUGACUACGUUUUCAAUUUUUACUUGGAUAUGGUCUAGUGUUCAUGUUUAUUAUGAUACAAAUAAUCGUGUCGAAUCUGCCCAAAAAGUCGAUCAACAUCACCUCACGAUGACCUCUUUGAAGCCUAGUAAAAACAAUAACAAGUUGAUUAUUGUGUGGCAAAAUGUGAUUGCAUCUAUCAUUUUGCAUAUAGGAGCAGUUUAUGGAUUUUAUUUGGUCUUUACCGGUCAUCUUUAUGGAAAAACAAUUAUAUAUGCUUACCUAGUAUUAAUGUUUAGUGGAAUGGGAAUAACUGUAGGUGCACAUAGACUUUGGUCACACCGAUGUUUUAACGCCCGUUUGCCUUUGCGUAUACUUUUAGCAACUUUUCAGACUCUUGCAUUCCAAAAUCACAUCUAUGAAUGGGUACGCGAUCAUCGAGUACAUCAUAAGUUUACCGACACAGAUGCUGACCCAUAUAACUCAGCCCGUGGGUUCUUUUUUUCUCAUAUAGGAUGGCUUUUGGUUCGAAAGCACAAAGACGUUUAUGGCAAAGGCAAAACAAUCGAUAUGCGAGACUUGGAAGAUGAUCCUGUAGUGAUGUGGCAAAAAAAAUACUACUUAUUGCUAGUGCCAAUUGUGGCAUUUAUAUUACCUUCCUUGGUGCCAUAUUUGUUAUGGAAUGAGCAAUUUUGGUACUCCCUUUUAUUUGUUGGUUUGUCGCGUUAUAUGUUUGCGUUACACUCUACUUGGCUUGUAAAUAGCGCUGCACACAUUUGGGGAGUCAGACCAUACGACAAAAAUAUAUCGCCAACGGAUAAUAAAACUGUAGCAUUUUUGGCUUUUGGAGAAGGAUGGCAUAACUAUCAUCAUACUUUUCCAUGGGACUACAAAGCUGCUGAAUUGGGAAACUACCGACUUAACUUUAGUACAGCAUUUAUUGACAUCUGUGCUUGGCUUGGAUUGGCUUACAACUUGAAGACAGCAAAUGCGUCAUUAGUGAAUAAACGUUUACAAAGAACUGGUGAGAGCUCAAAUAAAGAAAAAAGAGUUGAAGUAUGGGGUUGGGGAGAUACAGAUAUGACUGAAUCUGAUAAACAAAUUGCACAAAUAAGUUAACAAAAUGGCUAAAAGUUGAAAAAUAUUAGUAAUUUAAUUAAACACAGCCAACAUAACAUUCUUACUUUAUACAAAAAUCAUGUGUUUCAUUUUCUAAGAAUAUUUUUAUUUUUAUUAUUAUAUUACUAAUGUAUAUUUUUAAGUUGUCUUAUUUUUUUCCUUGUUAGUAUAUUUACAUUAUUUAUGAACUGUGAUUUAUUAGUAUAAGAAUGUGUUUUGUAUUAGAUCUACUUAGUAAUUUAAAAAAU
Messenger RNA from Daktulosphaira vitifoliae (grape phylloxera), 1518 nucleotides. RefSeq names its product acyl-CoA Delta-9 desaturase-like. Gene Ontology annotation, cellular component: endoplasmic reticulum membrane. Gene Ontology annotation, molecular function: iron ion binding; stearoyl-CoA 9-desaturase activity. NCBI's taxonomy places the organism in Eukaryota, Metazoa, Arthropoda, Insecta, Hemiptera, Phylloxeridae. Gene Ontology annotation, biological process: unsaturated fatty acid biosynthetic process. The transcript is spliced from 5 exons. The coding region runs from base 173 to 1270 and encodes 365 amino acids. The record is from RefSeq and is a predicted model, not a curated record.